UCGACUGCACAGCACAGUAGAGGGCGGCGGUGCCGCGGUGGGGACGACGUCCAGGUGCGGGGUCUUGCGAGCGGACGGCGAGCAACCGAGUAUGCACGCAGUGAGCCAAGAGGGAGGCGAGCUCCUCUUCGCACGGAGUAGGAGGGGCUGGCGAUAAUGAGCAGCGUCCAUGUGCAAGCCAGGCGAGGAAGGGUGUCGAGGCGCAAGACUUCGCCUGCAGCAGCAGCAGCAGCAACGCAGACGUGACGACCUGGGAAGGCUUGCACGCACUGCUCGGCCAGAUUAUGUAUCCAUCGCUUUCCGCAAUCGGAGCAUCGUGCGACAAUUCAGAUCAAUCCAGCUGGUCCGGCCUGUUCUUGACGGACUGAAAAUUGCAGGACAGGAUUCCGCUUGUAUCUGUAAAGUGCAGGCGAUCUUGUAAUUUGUAAAGGAUUCCGCAGACGGUCUUAGACGGGCCGCAGAAGAUCUUCGGGAGUAGCAAUGGUUAAUAUCGAAAACGUUCUACACCGCCUGGGGUUCACUUCAUAGUUGGAUAUCACAAAGUUAGCCAGCUGAGCGGGGACAAAUUCUUCCAGUUUAGCCCUAACUGGGGCGUACGUAUUGAAAGAUGAUGUCAAACGGAUAUGGAGAGCGUGACCGCAAAAUAGAUUUCCUAUUCAAGGUGGUUUUGAUUGGUGAUUCUGCAGUAGGGAAAUCUCAGCUGCUUGCACGGUUUUCUCGGAACGAGUUCAGUCUUGAGUCGAAGGCCACCAUAGGUGUGGAGUUUCAAACUCGAACCAUCGUUGUGCAACAAAAGACCAUCAAAGCUCAAAUCUGGGAUACAGCCGGUCAAGAGAGGUAUAGAGCAGUCACAAGUGCUUACUAUCGAGGAGCUGUGGGAGCCAUGUUGGUGUACGAUAUCACGAAACGACAAUCAUUUGAUCAUGUUCACCGCUGGCUCGAAGAGUUGAAGGCACAUACAGAUACCAAUAUAGUCAUCAUGUUGAUUGGAAACAAGUCUGACCUCGGGAACCUCAGACAAGUCCCAAUUGAGGAUGCGAAGGAGUAUGCUGAAAGGGAAGGACUUUUUUUCCUUGAAACUUCUGCUUUCGAUUCUACAAAUGUGGAAGCAGCUUUCUUUACCGUGCUUUCCGAAAUCUACAGGAUAGUCAGCAAAAAGGCUCUGAUUGCUGAUGAGAAGUCUCAAUCCAAUGGGAGCGCACCCCUGAUAGGCACAAACCUAGUUGUGUCCGGACAAGAACAAGACAUCGGUCUGCAGAAGAAAGCUUGCUGUUCAACUUAGAAGUCUGUGAUUUUUACAUGAGUUUGACCGCUGCAUCAGUUCUUUCCGCAAAGCAACUGAUUUGAUUCUGCAAGUACUGUUAUCGUAGACAUCAAUAAUGACUUGGGACUAAAACAGCUGUCAUAACCUGCCAAUUGCUCUAGAAGAGACGUGACUCUUGUCGGCCUUAGUCGUUGUGGUCUUGGUCUUGUGAGGUUUUUUUCUCGGGAAUGGUUGUGGUAGUUCUGUAAGCUGGAAAGGUAGUGUGGAAGGAGGUGCUGUAUUUUAGUAAUCUGAGAAUGUGACUGGUCACUCAGCCACAACCUUUCAAAACGCGACAAUGGCUGGGCAUCCUCAUUCUCAUCUGGCUGCGUUAAGUUGAGAAUGUGCCGACUUGGAUGUUUACGAAGGACGAAUAUCGAACUUGAGUCCGCCUCCAGCAACCUGAUUUGCUCGACAGCUUACUUUGGAGUGCCAUAACAGAGGCUUCAGAGCUGCUGGACGAUCCCGUUUAUAUCUGUUGUGCUUGUAAUUUAAAACCUUUGUACAGUUCAGAAGUCAUCCUGGAUUGAUCAAUUUUUACCAGGUCAGUUUAGGCUGAUGUAUUAGUUUUAUUCAAUUGUAUCACUAGGCCAGGCGGUUCAUUCUGCUAAUAUAGUGAUUCAUUCUUAUUGACACUUGUAUGCAAGAAGAAGAACUUUAUUAUUAUAGUACUAUCUCUUUCACCUUC
Marchantia polymorpha subsp. ruderalis is the source of this 1991-nucleotide messenger RNA. The record is from the annotation of a GenBank genome assembly. Lineage: Eukaryota; Viridiplantae; Streptophyta; Marchantiopsida; Marchantiales; Marchantiaceae.